CGCUGGGAGGGCGUGGUGGCGCAGAACGACAAGCGCUGCGCGGCCUACUGGCGGAAGAUCUCGGGCGACGGCAAGGCCCGCAAGGGCGACAAGCAGGUGCCCGCGGAGAAGGAGGAGGUGGAAAAGACCAUCGCGGAGCUGCAGAGCAAGGUCGGGGAACGCAGGAAGAAGCUCCAGAAAUCCCCAGACUAUUUUUGGACAGUGUUUUGGUUUUUUGGGGGGUAUUUUUCAUUUUUCGUCGAAAAUCCCCCUGUAUGGGGGACAGGCCCGACUUAA
Messenger RNA from Prorocentrum cordatum, 276 nucleotides. NCBI's taxonomy places the organism in Eukaryota, Dinophyceae, Prorocentrales, Prorocentraceae. The record is from the annotation of a GenBank genome assembly.